Messenger RNA from Linepithema humile (Argentine ant), 710 nucleotides. RefSeq names its product single stranded-binding protein c31A (gene Ssb-c31a). Lineage: Eukaryota; Metazoa; Arthropoda; Insecta; Hymenoptera; Formicidae. Gene Ontology annotation, cellular component: nucleus; transcription regulator complex. Gene Ontology annotation, biological process: positive regulation of transcription initiation by RNA polymerase II. Gene Ontology annotation, molecular function: transcription coactivator activity; DNA binding. The record is from RefSeq and is a predicted model, not a curated record.
AUAGUCUCUGAUCAAGUCUGAUGUAGUCAGUGGUCAAUGUAACGUAGCCUUGCACGGCCGUUGAAGCGUUGAAAUUUAUUUGAAGACCAAGCUGAAUUUAUUGGUUUCGUUACACAUUAAGAAUCGCAAAGAUGCCAAAAUCGAAAGAAUACAUAUCUGAUAGUGAUGAUAGCAGUGAGGAGGAGUUAAAACCAACUAAAAAGAAGCAGAAAAAGGAAAAGGAUGAAAAGGAAGACAAGGGAGACAAGGGAGACAAAGGAGCGUCACAUAAAAAAGUGAAAUCAGACGAUGUAGAAGAAACCAUCUGGGAUUUAGGCAACAAUCGCCAAGUAAACGUGAGGAAUUUCAAAGGAAAAUAUUAUGUAGAUAUUCGAGAAAUGUAUUACGACAAAGAAGGCGAUUUAAAACCUGGGAAAAAAGGAAUAUGUUUAACUAUGCAACAGUGGCGAAAGUUCAUGGAGGUGGUACCAGAUGUGGACAAAGUUGCAAAGUCAAAGUGUUAGAAUUUCACUUAUAUUUUUUUUACAGUUAUAAUUUUUCAUAUGUUGAAAUUUUGAGUUCCAAACAACUGUACAUUUUUUUAAAUACUGGAUUAUAACUAAAAUUGUAUAAAAUGUAAAACUAUUAUUUAAAAAACAUAGCCAUAUUCACAGUAAUAACAUUACUGCUGUUUGUAAUAGAUAAAUAAAAUAUUUCAGUUGAUACACUAA